Fusarium pseudograminearum CS3096 is the source of this 1383-nucleotide messenger RNA. RefSeq names its product MAT1-1-2 (gene MAT1-1-2). The transcript has 5 exons. The record is from RefSeq and is a predicted model, not a curated record. The coding region runs from base 1 to 1383 and encodes 460 amino acids. Lineage: Eukaryota; Fungi; Ascomycota; Sordariomycetes; Hypocreales; Nectriaceae.
AUGGACACCUCCUUCAGCUUCACCCCUUUGUGGCACGAUAAAGCAAUUAUCUACAAGCCCGAGGAAGCUCUGCGUGCUCUAGACGAUACGAUCUAUGCCUGCAUCCUGAGAUCCAAGCUCUUGCCUAAGAAUGGCGAAGUCUUCCACACGCUUGAGGUCUUACGCGUGGUUUCCGCCGUUGCGAAACACAUGCUACUCGACCUUGGUUUCGAUAAUGAGGUACUGAGCAAGAUCCGAACCACAGCCGUCAAGCUGGUCCCAGAUCACAGCAUAUUCUCUCUCAUCGACGCUUGCCUUGUGUCUUGGUACUUCCAGGCUGUGGAUGUCAUCUACACACAUAACCAGGCCCGCCGCCGGGUUUCUGGGCCAAAUCUGCCAUCUGCUUGGAUUGGGGGCUAUACUGAUGAGCGCCCUAUGGCCAAUCUAGGCUUUCUAAGCAUGCUUGCAGGAUCCCGCGAUUCGCAAGUACCUGAGCACCCUAAGCUUCGGGCAGCUUCCCUCGUGUCUAAGACCACAGUAGCGGUUCUGUAUACUGCUUAUACUAUCGGGCCUCAUCUCACAAACUUCCCAUGGAGAAAGCUCAAGCAUAUGCCCGUUCUCUCAGCCGUCGAUCUUUAUCUCAAGGUCUUCAUCUCCACUUGCGGCACCGUCUACAGUAACGAUCCGGCCAUCAUACCUCCCCCUGCUUUUGAGUACAGUGUUACUCAAGAAGACGUCAAGGUCUCCAAUUGUGGCCGGAAGCUCUUGGUCAAGGUGCAUGGUGAUGAGGACUGGCGCACAGCUCCCAAAUGGCACCCCUACAUUAAAGUCCCCGGGUCCCCAUGGAACAACUUCAUCAGAAACCGCAAACAGCCUAUCUUUUUCGAUGACUUGGGCUAUUCCGGAUACUGUGAGUCUGAAUCGGCAGGUUCUGAAUCCGAAUCUGAGUUUCCUUCUGCGUUCGCACCUGAGCCCGAUGAGGCCGAGUCGGAGUGUUCUGAGUCGGAAAAAGUGACCAUCAAAUACAAACUUCCAAGCUCAGCCCUCACUAUCUUCCGACAAUUCGAGGAUACACAUUCCGCUGCCAGGGAAGAUUUGGACGAGAAUUACCCAGGCACUCGACGUGUGCUUUCAGAGCGUGCAGCCAACCGCCAGUACAACCGGUUCGCCCGUCUUUCAGGUCGCAAGUAUGCGAAGGAGUGCCCUGAUGAUGCUUCUGCUGUUUAUCUGACUGAUGCUAACGAGGAUUUCUUGUACUAUUCUCCUGUGAUCCAAAAGCCCCGUGCAGAUGCGGCUGGAAAUCUUGGUCUCCCUUUCAUGUCCACCGCCGUUCACGCUUUAGGAGCUCACGAUGACCCUGAGGAGCCGGAUGAUGGUUUCUUCAUUAUGACUUACAAGCAGUAG